Jatropha curcas is the source of this 1487-nucleotide messenger RNA. RefSeq lists its product as uncharacterized. The record is from RefSeq and is a predicted model, not a curated record. Lineage: Eukaryota; Viridiplantae; Streptophyta; Magnoliopsida; Malpighiales; Euphorbiaceae.
CGUCGGAUUGGGUCCUCAAAAACGGGUAGAAACUUGUGGGAAAGUAGACAGUCAAAAUAGCUUUCUACUUCUAAUUCUGGGCGGUGGUUCUUCUCGGGGCUUUCCCUGCAAUUUCACAAUUUAGAUAAUUGCGUUUACAUGUAGAAAGCCACCACGUGCUGGCCUGCCACCCUUUGAAUUUUUAAGAACGGAAGUACACAACUUUAAUAUUGAAGCAAGAGAUUCCUCGUCGCAAUAGAUAUUUUUGCAGUUGGGAUCCCAUCUAUUGUAAUGGAUGAGAAAGAUGUGAAAAUAAAAGGCAUGGAAACUUCCCAUAGUGUGAGGAACAGAAGCCACAAGGCAUUUGAUCCAUCAUUUCUUGUGCAACUACAAAACAAGCUUCAGAAUUGCUUAAAGUCACAGAUUAGCAAAUUAGCUAAAGACAAUGAUGGAGCAACCUCAGUGGGAAAGGAAGAAGUAUUGCCUAGUGCUUUGAGGAUUGAUUUGGAGAGGCAAUUACAGAACUGGAGAGAAAAUCCUUCCUGGGUUGAUCAGAGUCCAGAAAUAAAGGUCAGUGUACCAAAAGGUUCUCUCUGCAACCUUAAUGUGAAAUGCAAUGUUGGGUUGCCACCAGAUGCAGUGUACAAUAUUGUGAUUGACCCUGAUAAUAGGAGGGUUUUCAAAAACAUCAAGGAAGUGAUAUCCAGGAAAGUUCUGCUUGAUGAAGGCCAUAGACAGGUGGUUGAAGUAGAACAAGCAGCUAUAUGGAAAUUCCUUUGGUGGUCAGGGACCAUUUCAGUUCAUGUUUUAGUUGAUCAGAACAGAAAAGAUCUCACAAUGAAGUUCAAGCAAGUGAAAACCGGAUUCAUGGAAAAAUUUGAAGGAUGCUGGAGAGUGGAACCUGUGUUCGUCGAUGAAGAUAUAUGCUAUCCAUUCAAACCUAAAACAUGGGCAGAAUAUCAUUCAUGUACAAGAGGCAAAGGAAGGAUAGGAUCAAAGGUGAGCUUGGAGCAGUUAAUCCAGCCGACUAUAGUUCCACCCCCGCCGAUUUCCUGGUAUCUAAGAGGAAUCACCUCUAGAACCACUGAAAUGAUUGUAUAUGAUCUGCUUGCUGAAGCUGCCAGAAUCCGGGGGGAUCUUAAUACUGUGAGGUCUGAAGAAUUAGAAACAUCUCAUAACUCGAAUGAUGAAUGCCGAAGUGGUGCCAAGUCAUCUGACAUUAAAGAGAGAUGGGCUAUGCAUAGAAGUGCAAAGAAGCAUCUUAGAAGAAGGCUGUUGACUGCUGGAUGAUCCAAUUACCUGUUCAAUUUUGUUAUGUAUUCUCUAUUGUUGUAUUUCUUGUAAUAUAUGAACUCCAUAAGAUAAAGCUGGCCACACCUAGAUAUAUACUAGAAGAUUAUGAUUCUUUUUCAUCAUUCUUAAAAUGUUAAGCGUACCAGUUUUAUGUAUUCUCAGUUCAAUAUCAGCAGGCGGCAUUCAGUGCAUCUUGAUUGAUAUUUUUCACAUAA